AUGGGGAGGCUGUGCUGCGCGGCGGCUGCGCUGCUGCUGCUGCUCGCCUGCCUCAGUUUCAGCCUUGGCGCCUGCAGCUCCGAUGCUCAGCGAGGAUGGGUGAACGACCGGGAGGAAGAUGCACGCCCCGCAGACAGGCGUGUAGUCCAGGCGGUACACAUCCGAGAAGCUCUGCCACAACCAACCAGGUACAGUUCCAAGCAGUCGACGGCGUUCCCGCAGUGGCCACCCUGGCCAUGGGCACCGGCACCGACGCCGACGCCGAGUUCUCCGCCGUUGCAGGGUGCUGGCUCCCCGUCAAGCGCCCCCGCACCGUCGCCGGAGGUCGCCAAGCCUCUGGCAGUGCCGCCUCGGGACGUCGAGAAGCCUGCGCACAGCAUCACGGUGCCACCGAUGCCAGCCACGGUGGUGGCCCACGGCGCUGCAGCGGUCGGAGAACCGUCGACUGAGGCAGCGGGGCACGCUCCUACCAGGCGGCGUGUCUAUGUCAUCGCCGGAGCAGGAGCUUCCCUCCUUGUGGCCAUUUCGGCGGCGCUGUUCGUCCUGUGCUACCGGUCCAAUAAGGUGGUCACCGUCAGGCCGUGGGCGACCGGCCUCAGCGGGCAGCUGCAGAAAGCGUUCGUGACAGGCGUGCCGUCGCUCAAGAGGUCGGAGCUCCAGGCGGCCUGCGAAGAUUUCAGCAACGUCAUCGGCUGCCUGUCGGAUUACAUGAUGUACAAGGGGACGCUGUCGAGCGGCGUCGAGAUCGCCGUCAUAUCGACGACGACGAAGUCCGGCAAGGAGUGGUCCAAGCACUGCGAAGCCCAGUUCAGGAAAAAGAUAACAAGCCUGUCCAGAGUUAACCACAAGAACUUUGUGAACCUGCUGGGCUACUGCCAGGAAGAGCAGCCGUUCACAAGGAUGAUGGUGUUCGAGUAUGCUCCAAACGGCACCCUCUUCGACCAUCUCCAUGUGAGGGAAGACGGUCACCUGGACUGGCCGACGAGGCUGCGGGUGGCGGUGGGGAUCGCCUACUGCCUGGAGCACAUGCACCAGCUGAGCCCGCCGGAGAUCCUCAAGACGCUCGACACGUCCACCGUGUACCUGACCGACGACUUCGCGGCCAAGAUUGCGGAUGUCUUCUUCUGCUCGGACGACGCCUCGUCGACAAGGGCGGAGAUGGCGAGCCUGCAGUCCCUCCUGGCUCUGUCCGACAGGGAGAGCGUUGUGUACAGCUACGGCAUGGUGCUGCUGGAGAUCAUGUCCGGCAGGUUCACGGCGUCGGCCGGCGGCCUGCUGGAGGGCUGGGCGGCGAGCUUCCUCCGAGGGGAGAGGCAGCUGAGGGACGUCAUGGACCCUGGCCUGAGCUGGAACGCGCCCCGCCAGGCCGAGACCGUCAACAGGCUGGACGGCGUGAUACGGUCCUGCACCGACCGGGAGGCGAGGCGGCGACCCGCGAUGGCAGAGGUGGCGAGGCGGCUGAGGGGGAUCACGGCCAUGCCGCCGGAGGCGGCCACCCCCAAGGUGUCGCCGCUGUGGUGGGCGGAGCUGGAGAUCAUCUCCACCGAAGCCACCUGA
Messenger RNA from Triticum turgidum subsp. durum (durum wheat), 1557 nucleotides. NCBI's taxonomy places the organism in Eukaryota, Viridiplantae, Streptophyta, Magnoliopsida, Poales, Poaceae. The record is from the annotation of a GenBank genome assembly.